ACCCUACAGCAAUCCAGUACUCGGGGAGCCACAAGUCUCAAGGAACUCCAUUAUCCAGCCAAGCUUCUGCUCCACAUUGCCAAUCUUGCUCUGCUGUAUAAACCAGGACGGAAAGGCACACUGAUAAGUUAAUUCUGUGACAUUUUUCCCAGCACACCAUGUCUCAGGUAACCCUGGCAAGCAAUUCAGACACCCAAGUCCUGUAGUCCCACUAGGAACCAGCUCUUGCCCUGCCUGCAUACUUCCCUAAAAUUGUUGCAGUGAAAUUUAUGGGUAACCGAGGCUAAAUCAGGUUCCCAUUUGAGGGGUUAUGCUUAGCAAAUGGAAAUCCUUCCUCCAAGCACUAUUUAAGGAGAAAAAGUUCAUUACACAACAUUCUCAACAUACAAAAAAUCCCAUGUGGGCUGAAACCAGCAAUGUGGCUCCUAGAGGUUAACUGUGCAAGAAGCCAUCUCCAGUAAUGAUUGAUCUCUACUGCAAACAACAAGAACAUCUCACCCAAGGGGAGUCUGAUGCCACUUGUUGGUACACAGCAGACCUUGUAGUCACAGCCAGCAGAUGCAGCAAGGGCUACACGUUGCAGCUGCCAGCUGCAAGCCAUGGCACAGCAGGGCAGGCCUGGCGCUCCUGACAGAAGGCUCCGAGGGGCCCAGGGAGCUGCUGGCUGCUGCACUGCCCGCAUGGUGCACCUCGCUCUGCCAGCUGAGCUCUCCCAGCACACCCAGGCCCUGCUGAGCUCACACCACAUCACAGCCAACAGCUCGGGACCCCUCAGAAGGGGCCAGCGAUGCACACACUGCUGGGCACAUCAGCUCUCCCUGUGCGCGUAAAUAGAAAUGCCAGCAACUCUUCAUCACAAAGAGCUAUUUCUGCACAGAACUCGUAACAACAACCCUUGUGCCAAGUACACCUACAUUUUUCACUUACAAUGCAGACCUAUUAUAGUGGGAUAAAACCUUUUAAUCUGUUAACGAAAGCCACAGAAAUCUUUAAAAGCAGACGGUGGAUUUGUUUGCACGUGUUUGGGCACAGAGCGCGUGAGUGGGGCUCAGGGCGCAGAUCACUCCCCAGGGAUGCACUCAGUGCUCACCUCACGGCCCCGCACAGGAAGAGAGGGAAAAUCCCUCAGGACUGAUUUGCAUCAUCUGCUCACCACCGUGCCUCGGAACGGCUCCAACUGCUUCUCUGAGUCGAAAAGCUGAGAGAAAACUGACUCUUUGAGAGGGUUGUCUGCCUAUCAUCACGCAAAUGACAGAAAAUCACAAAAAAGCCAGUGCUUCCCCUGUAUUGUGCCCAGCUGCAAGUUCUGCAGUCAGCACACACUGAUUUAUACAUCUGCAGGCACACCAAGCUCGCUGAAGACAUCAGAAGAGAGAUGAACCCAAACCCUCAGCAGCACAGAUCCAGGCCCGGCCCAGCCUCACAAGCAUGGAAUACCAACACAGGUCCCGCUGGACCCUGCCCUGAGGAGCGCACUGUGCACGAGCCCAUGGCAGCCCGCAGAGAGGCAGAAAGCACAGGCAGCUCCCCAGGGGCCAGCCCCAGAUGGGCCAAAGGCAUCCCUCAGUGCAGCGUCCCCAAGCCCAGAGCCAGGAAUGGGCCGAGGGCUGUCACAGGGCACAGUGUGCGCAGACCCUCACCACUGCCCUCACACUGCACCUCUGCCACAGAGCCCCACAGCUCCAGAGCACACCAGCCCGCUCCCACCCACGGCAGCUCACAGCCCUUCCCUCCCUCCGGCCUCUCUCCAUCCCAGUCUGCACAACGAAGCUGGCCUGUAUGGGAGAUGCACAGAAAACAGACCAAACUCUGCAUUUCAAGUUAAAAAGUGGUACCGUGCAGCUUAGCCUUGCACGAUGAGCACAACAGCAUAACAUCAGCCCACAUCUGCUCAAAGCUGACCAAAGGAGCACUCCAGAUUAAGAAGCUUUGCAAACAUCUCAACAAAUAUGGUCUGAACUUUCAGCCUAUGACUAAAUCUAAAACCAGACAUUCUUAACUUGGUUUUUCACAUGGCUCUGCUGCACAGUAUGUAAAUUCCUGAGGAUUCUCAAGUACCAGGGCACUAACAAGACAGGUUUCAGUGCCAAUAUUUUAGUAGUGCCUGGCAAACCUCUAAAGGUUUUAACUCCUAAUAGAAGUACCUCCCCCUCCAGGUCACACGGUGCUCCCCCAGCUGCCCCCUCUGGGCUCCCCAUCCCCGUGCAUCCCCUGCCUGCACUGUAGGAAGGGAACAACCACAGCACCAGAGGGCAGCUCCACGGGGGCUCACAUCCUGCUGUCACUUCUCCAGGUAACUUUCAUGUGCCUCGGUUGCUUGAACGCUGGUUUUAAUUGCGUCAGCCAGAGCAUUUAAAAACCACAGACAAGUUAAAAAAAAAAACAGCAGAGACAGCAAGGGGAAAACAUUAACCUGCUCUUGCACCAUGAGAAAACAUGCUGAGAGACACCGAAUGCUAACAGACUGCUGCUCCGGAUCCUCCCAGGGCCCUAAGACAGGUGAAAGAGACAGCAAAAAUGUAGAACUGAGAACUGCCCGGCCAUCCAGCCAACGCAUUGCACGUUGGCUUGACAGGGCACUAACCUCAAACUUCUAAUAUACUUUCCUAAAGCGAGAUUGCUACAACAUUACCCUUCAUUUUUAAACGCAGCUUCACCUGCCCUGAAGCUGCAAAGUUUCACAACACCGUCUUUAACCAGACGCUUAACCUGAAGCAGUUUCAUAGCUUUUGUGGGUUUGCUUUUUUUUCCUGAGCCUUGCAUGCAACCUGAAAGACUGCUCUUGUGGAAACACUGCUGAGAAGAAGUCUAUAUGCUUCCAAGAACAAAUCCUAUGCAUUCCCAAACAUUUCUGACAGGAGAAAAAAGUUCUCUCAAACAUUUGUGAAGCAGGAUGAGAAAAACGCAUAUUUUGUCCUGGCUGCAUCUUCUCAUGAAAUCACACACACAAAACUCUCAGAGAACAAUGAACAUUGCUCAGAAAAGCUGAUGUCUUCUCGGCUGUUUCUCGUAGGUUCUCGAUCUCUCCAGCCAGCAAAGCACACAAGAAGCUCACAAUGCCAAACAACGCUUCACAAUGCUACAUCAAAACAGAACUGGAACCUUUCACCUAUUUUUACUACUUGAUCUUUCUUACGGGUUUCCUGGGGAGCUGUUUUGCGCUGUGGGCAUUCACACGAAAAGGUCAGAAGCAGAAGUGUAUGAGCAUCUACUUAACCAACCUCCUCACUGCAGACUUCUUGCUGACUUUGGCGUUGCCAGUAAAGAUAACAGUUGACCUAGGAGUUGCGCCCUGGAAACUGCAGAUAUUCCACUGCCAAGUGACAGCCUGUCUCAUCUACCUGAACAUGUAUUUAUCAAUUAUAUUCCUGGGAUUUGUAAGCAUGGAUCGUUACCUUCAGCUCAUGCACAGCUCUAAGAUCUAUCGCAUUCAAGAGCCUGGAUUUGCCAAGGUUUUGUCUGCAGUCGUAUGGACAAUGGUUCUCCUUAUAACAGUGCCUAACAUGGCUAUUCCAAUAAAAACCAUUGAAGAAAGACCUAACGCAAGGUGCAUCGAUCUCAAAACAAAAUUUGGGAGAGACUGGCACGUGUUUACUAACUUUGUGUGCACAGCAAUAUUCCUGAAUUUUUCAGCCCUGAUACUCAUUUCCAAUUUCCUCGUUGUCAGACAGCUCUACCAAAACAAAUACAGCGAGAGCUACCCCAAUGUGAAGAAAGCCCUGGUGAGCAUACUGCUGCUAACAGCAGCCUACCUGCUGUGCUUCCUUCCCUACCACGUCGUUCGCAUCCCUUACACCCUGAGCCAGAGUGACACCAUAACCAGCUGCUCUCUGAAGCAAACUCUCUUUCAAGCGAAAGAAUCUACCUUGCUCUUUGCAGUAUCAAACCUCUGUUUUGACCCAAUUCUGUAUUAUCGUCUUUCCAGUGUAUUCAGACUGAAAGUUAAUGAGGCUUUUGUAGCACCCAAACAGGCAAAGGCUUCCACAGAUGAAGAGGCACAGCACCAAAGCGAGCAGCGGGUGCAAAUGUACUGAUUCUAAAGUACCCAGAAGGGAUGUGCAAACACAUAACCUGAACAGCCGUUGUGCAACUGGAAACAGCUGCUACCACCACCAUUACCACUGGAUGGAUGAGAAGACUCACAUCACCACACCAAACCAGCAAAGCACUCGGUGUCGCUUUCUGGAAAUACUGCAGCUAUCAGUGCCAACCUAUGAACAGUCAGCAAUAAUGUGUAGUAAAGUUCGUUGAGACACACCCAAAUAUACAUUCCUAGUAUUUAUGGUAAAUACUUUGGGCUCUCCCUAAGUAAAAUAUUGUAUUCUUAACAGAUUGAAGAGCUUGGUGGAAUGAAGUAAAGACUUGUUUCCAAAUAGCAGCUCACGGCCUGCAAAGCUUCUCACAGACACAAUUAACCCAAAGGCAUUUUAAAGGGCAUUACUUAAUCUAGAACGCAGUGUUAAGCUGCACUGAUUAACAAACUAUUGCAUCUGCUCACAUCUCACCCGUAAUUCCCAUAAAUAAACCUUCUGUUCUUGUCAAGUUCCACUGCCCUCCUGUGAUGCUACUGCACUGAACUUAAAAACCAGCAACAUGUGAGUACAGAAGAUUCAAGGCAACUGUAAAAUGAGAAUAAAGAGUAAGCAGAAAUA
Tympanuchus pallidicinctus (lesser prairie-chicken) is the source of this 4652-nucleotide messenger RNA. It is a transcript of the gene GPR171, whose product is annotated as G protein-coupled receptor 171. Gene Ontology annotation, cellular component: membrane. The coding region runs from base 3057 to 4034 and encodes 325 amino acids. The record is from RefSeq and is a predicted model, not a curated record. Gene Ontology annotation, molecular function: G protein-coupled purinergic nucleotide receptor activity. The transcript has 2 exons. Gene Ontology annotation, biological process: G protein-coupled receptor signaling pathway. Lineage: Eukaryota; Metazoa; Chordata; Aves; Galliformes; Phasianidae.